UCUCUCUUUACACUUCAAUUCUUCUUCUUCUCUCUCUCUCUCUCUCUCUCUCUCUCUCUCUCUCUCUCUCUCUCUCUCUGUGUCUGAAGAGAAGAAGAAUCUUGAGAGGGAAAACGAUGGCGUUCGCUUCCUUUCUCGGGAGAGUCCUCUUUGCUUCCGUUUUCAUUCUCUCUGCUUACCAAGAGUUCAAUGAAUUUGGGGUUGAUGGAGGACCUGCAGGGAAGGCUCUCAAACCUAAGCUCAAAGUGUUUACAAAUCAUGUACACGCUACUGCUGGUAUUCAAGUGCCUGAAACUGAAAUUAAACAUUUAGUGGCUGCAAGUAUAGCUCUCAAGGGCUUUGGGGGCGUCCUCUUUAUAUUUGGCAGCUCUUUUGGAGCUUAUUUACUGAUUCUGCAUCAGUUGAUUACAACUCCAAUUUUACAUGAUUUCUACAAUUAUGACAAUGAGCAGAAAGAAUUUACUCAACUUUUUAUCAAAUUUACACAGAAUAUGGCUCUCUUUGGGGCGCUGCUGUUCUACAUAGGAAUGAAGAAUUCAAUUCCAAGGAGACAACAGAAGAAAAAGGUUCAGAAAGCAAAAACCAACUAGGGGCAAGUGCAUAAUCUCUCACGAAAGGGGAGUUUAUUGGGAUUCAUUUUUGAUUUGUUUAUGAAAGUGAUUACAUUGCGUUCCUUCAGGAUUGUCAUUUGAUUCUAGGACAUUUCCAAAUCUCCCCAAAAGCAAAACAUUCUUAGAAUCAUGUAGUUUAUGCCUUCCCUUAUUUUAUGGGGAUAAAUUGUGUUAUUGUUUAUUUAGUCCACUGUUUAUUCUUUCCUGAUUCGAGUCUUGAAGCUAAAUACGUAUCAGUUUUGUUUUAAGUUUUUUCAUAGUGCAGGAGUGUGCACAUGCCAUCAAGAGGUGAGAUCCUAGGCUCUAGCAGGACUACGUGGUGUCUGUUCUAGAACUGGUGGUGAUAGCUGGGUUUUGUCAUCUCAAAACAAAGUUUGAUAUUGGAAAUGAUAUUUUAUUAUUUUUUCCUAUGCGUAUUUAUUUCUAUAUAUUACCGGGGGAAAUUUCUGUUGGCUAGUGUA
This is a messenger RNA of Carica papaya (papaya), 1072 nucleotides long. RefSeq lists its product as uncharacterized. NCBI's taxonomy places the organism in Eukaryota, Viridiplantae, Streptophyta, Magnoliopsida, Brassicales, Caricaceae. The record is from RefSeq and is a predicted model, not a curated record.